AUGAAGAUGGAAGGAAGAGGGGAUGAGAUAUACCUGCCACCAGGGUUCAGGUUUCACCCCACAGAUGAGGAGCUGCUGGUCCAAUACCUCCUCCCCAAGACUUCCAGUCUCACCUUCUCCUCCAAUGUCAUUGCAGACGUCCACCUCUACAGACACGAACCAUGGGACCUGCCCGGCAAGGCUUUUUUCGGCGACAACGAGUGGUAUUUUUUCAGCCGUAGGGACAGGAAGUUUCCCAAUGGGUCGAGGCCCAACAGGAGGGCGGGCUCCGGCUUCUGGAAGGCUACCGGCACCGACAAGACCAUCAUGGUAGACGGGCGCAAAGUGGGCACCAAGAAGGCGCUAGUUUUCUAUGCAGGAAAGCCUCCAAAUGGAAGCAGGACCAAUUGGAUCAUGCACGAGUACCAGCUCCUUCUAGUUGACAAUGGCUGCCUCCCACAAAAAAAAGCAACCCCCCGCCUGGAUGAUUGGGUUCUUUGCCGAAUUUAUAAGAAGCGGACCAGCCUGCAGAAGGGAAUGCAAAAGUCGAAACAGCAUAAUGAAGUCGCCAGUUUUCCUUCGGAUGAGGAGACCUUUGCAUCACUUUCCACCGGCGGCGACCAACGCUCAGAGUCCAACGUGAAUCAAUGGACGGCGUUUCCGGAAAUGAACGCUGGUUACCAACAACAGCAACUAACGUACAGCUCAGAUUUCAAUCUCAGUACUGAUGAUUCUUUCAUGGAGCUGCCGACCUAUAUGGCGGAUAAUUGUAUUUGUAUGCCGGAGAAAACAGGCGGAAGCUUUUCAACGCAACUGAUAGACGCCUUUUAUUUUCAGCACCACCACCAGCAACCAUACUCGUGCUUGUUUAAUUGA
Messenger RNA from Nymphaea colorata (pocket water lily), 855 nucleotides. Its product is annotated as NAC transcription factor 32-like. Gene Ontology annotation, molecular function: DNA binding. Bases 1 to 855 code for a protein of 284 amino acids. The transcript has 3 exons. Gene Ontology annotation, biological process: regulation of DNA-templated transcription. NCBI's taxonomy places the organism in Eukaryota, Viridiplantae, Streptophyta, Magnoliopsida, Nymphaeales, Nymphaeaceae. The record is from RefSeq and is a predicted model, not a curated record.